AUGCAUUUCACUCAACUCCUUACCCUCGCAGCCGGCGCCACACUGGCAGCCGCCGCUCCUGCUGCAGUCCCUGAUGCUCAUCCUGCCCCCUUUGCUGUUGCAGCCGACGACAUUGUGCUCCACGGCAACGGUCGCAUCCAAGUCAUGAAGCGCUCAGAGUUUGAAGAGCGAUUCCCCAUCAAGGACUUUCCAGUUGGAACGCCAAACCAGUUCGAACCCAACCUCAUCACCUACACUGGCGAAGAGCUUGCGAAUAUGACCAGGCCUCCUUUGUCGAAACGUGACGUCUCCAUCGUUCUUCCUGGAAAGACGACCACGUUCACUGGCUGGGAUGUCCAAGUCAGCCAGAUCGUAAAGGGUGGAAUUGGCACAAAGAUCACUGUAGCGGCUGGCUACAGUAUUAGUAACAGCAUUGCAGUUACUGCGGGCAUUGAUGUCACCCUUAUCGAAGAUUUCCUCAAGACAUCAAUGUCUAUCACCCAAACAUGGCAGACUACCAACAGUCUAACAGCAACCUUCUUCACCGAUGUGCCAGAGGGCAAGUACGGUGCCUGGGUCUACCGACCUCUCACCAAGCGCAUCACCGGUGGCGUGUGGAGUGGCAAGAUGGGAGACACAGGAUCUGUGAAGACAUGGCAGGCGGACUCGUUCACGACCAAGAUGUACCAGGACAUGGCCUGGGUCGAUGGUUACUUUGCGGCAUGCUUCCAGGACACCUUCCCUAUGCCCAGGUGCCAGGGAGGAGGUACCCUCUAA
Messenger RNA from Bipolaris victoriae FI3, 756 nucleotides. RefSeq lists its product as hypothetical. The record is from RefSeq and is a predicted model, not a curated record. The transcript has a single exon. The coding region runs from base 1 to 756 and encodes 251 amino acids. Lineage: Eukaryota; Fungi; Ascomycota; Dothideomycetes; Pleosporales; Pleosporaceae.